GUGGAUGGCGAGGCUCGUCUGCUUCGAUUCUGAGCAGAUCUCUGCCCCAGAAUGAAUUCCAACAUCAUGGAGGCAAAGCCAAGGCCCAAAGAAAAGAUGAAGAGGUUUCUAAAUCCUCGCCGUAAAGGGAAGCUAAAAAUGAUGGCAGCUCCUCACAAAUGUCAAGAUUUUGUGCCAAGUUUGCUUAAAGGGAAGCCAAAGAUGAUGGGGGUUCUCCAGAUCCUGAUAGGUCUAAUCAUCACUUCAUUUGGAGCCUUUUUAUUUUCCAAUACCAACAAAAUUGGCCUUCCAAAGUCAAGUAUCCCUCGUUUCUUUAUCACCAGGUAUCCAUUCUGGACAGGAGCAUGUUACACCAUUACAGGAGUCUUUACCAUUCUUAAUGUUGUGAAAUAUGAAAGUCAGGAUCACAUGAGUCUUUACAUGGAUGUUCUCAGUGCCAUGGUCUCUGCAUCUGGGAUUGGCGUCCUCUUCUACAGCUUAUCUGUCCAUCAGUUUCUCCAAUGUGUUCGCCCUUCAGCAGGCAGCAUAUGUAUCAUGAGUGAAAUCCUUCUUCAUGGUAUCCUGUCUGUCUUGCUGAUCCUAAUCAUCAUCCAAUUCUCCAUUGCUGCAAUAGUCUUAGCCUUGAAGUGUAAAAGAACAGGGGAAAGCUCUGCAGAUGAGGCAUGUUCCACAUCACUGAGAGAACCAAGACAGGCUGUGACAUCUUGGAAGAAUGUGUAUUUCCGGUCUUCUGAAGUCAAGGAGCCCAAACAAACUGAGAACGUGGAAAACCAAUUGCAGAUCCAGAUUGAGAAAAGUCCUUCUGACAAAAAUGAAGAAAAAAAAUCAGUCUCCCUAAUUAGGGGCUACACUUUCUUUAAACUAAGAGCUUUAGGAAGUCCUGUAACCCGCCCACCUCCUUGCUCUACCCCUCCUCCCCCACCAACUCCUCCACCUCCUCCCCCACCACCUCCACCACCUUCCCCAAAAGUACCAGAAGAAAAGCUUCAAAAACAACGGUGCCCUACUCCAGCUUCUCCAAGUGAAUCCUUGCAAAUUUCCUAUUUCUCUGAUCCAAGUUCAAGUGCAUUGACACAAGGAUCAUCUUUCUUAGAACCAUGCUCAAUAGACAAAUCUGUGCAAGUUUCCUCAUAUUCAGAUCUAAGUUCAGGAGGAGAACUGACGGAAUUUCCUCCUUCAUCCAGCACAAGUUCAGUUAGUGAAUCCACAAAAUGUCUCUCUACCUCCAGCUCAGAAGAUGCCAAUAUUUGUCCCAAACUACCAUCAGUGAGCAUAUCUGUGCAAUUUCCUUCUGUCUCAUGCACUACAUCGAGAGAAUUUGUAGGUGCCAAACGUUCAAGCAUCCGUUUUGGGACCAAAUCUGUGCAAUGUCCUCCUAUCUCAGGUACAACUACCCCAACAGAAGCGGACAAUGAAGAUUUCCUGACCAAACGUUUGCAAUUUCCUAAUGUCUCAUACACAAUUUCUUCAACAGAUGCUUUGGAUACUUCAGACCAUUUUGCAUUGACGAAAUCUGUACAAUUUCCUUCUGUCUCAUGCACAAAUACAUCAAUAGAAGGCAUAGAUGCAUCUGACUUUGCACUGACCAAAUCUGUGCAAUUCCCUUCUCUAUCAUGCAUAGCUACAUCAACAGAUGAAGAAUCUUCAGGCCUCCUGUCACGGACAAAAUCUGUGCAAUGUCCUUCUGAAUCAGGCAUGGCUACAUCAAAACAGAGCAAGGCUAUGCAAUUUCCUUCUACCACGUGCAUGGUUACAACAGAAGAUAGCACACCUUCAGGCCUACUUGUACUAAGCAAGUCUAUACAAUUUCCUCCCUUCUCAAGCAGAACUACAUCACCAGAAAUCAUAGAUGCCGCACCUUCAGGCCAACUUUCACUGUCCAAAUCUGUGCAAUUCCCUUCUACCUCAGGCACAAUUACACCAACAGAAAGUCUUCCUCCAUCCCAUUUCAGUUCACUGCGUCAAACUACGAUAGAUGCCACACCUUUCAGCUCAUGGGACCAUUCUUCAACUCUGAAAUCUCCACCUCUCUCGCUCCCAGCUACACGGAGAGCUACACCAGAAGCCACAGAAAGUGUUCCUCCAUCCCAUUUCAGUUCAAUGCGUCAAACUGUACUAGAUAACACAGCUUACGGCUCACUUGACCUAACUACAUCUGUGUUAUCUCCUCCUCUCUCGGGCCCAGCUACACGAAGGGCUACACCAGAAGCCACAGAAAGUCUUCCUCCAUCCCAUUUCAGUUCAAUGCGUCAAACUAUUAUAGAUACUACACCUUAUGGUUCACUUGAUGUAACUACAUCUGUGAAAUCUCCACCUCCCUCAGAGCCAGCUACACGAAGGGCCACACCAGAAGCCACAGAAAGUCUUUUACCAUCCCAUUAUGGUUCAGUGCGUCAAUCUAUGAUAGCUGCCACACCUUAUAGCUCAUUUGACCGAACUACAUCUAUGAAAUCUCCACCUCCAUCAAUCCCAGCUACACGAAGGGCUACACCAGAACCCACAGAAAGUCUUCCACCAUCCCAUUUUAGUUCAAUGCGUCAAUCUAUGGUACCUGCCACACCUUUCGGCUCACUUGACCGAACUACAUCUCUGAAAUCUCCACCUCCCUCGGUCCCGGCUACACGAAGGACCACACCAGAAGCCACAGAAAGUCUUCCACCAUCCCAUUUUGGUUCAGUGCGUCAAUCUAUGAUAGCUGCCAUGCCUUUUGGAUCACUUGAUGUGACUACAUCUGUGAAAUCUCCACCUUCCUCGGUCCCAGGUACACGUAGGGCUACACCAGAAAUUCCAGAAAAUCAAGCCAUGGAAGAUGCCUCACUUUCAGGCCUUGCUGCACUGACUAAAUCUAUUCAGUUUCCUUCUAUCUCAGGCAUGGCUAUGCUCACCGAAGUCCCAGAAAAACAAUCUCUGGAAGACACCACAGGCCUACUUGAGCUGAACAAGGCUAUACAAUUUCCUUCUCUCUCAAGCAGAGGCACAUUAGAAGUCCCAGAAAGUCUUCCACCAUCCCAUUUCAGUUCAAUGCGUCCACCUAUGAUAGAUGCCACACCUUAUGGCUCACUUGACUUCACACUGAAAUCUCCACUUUCCUCUGCCCCAGCUACUCGAAGGGCUACACCAGAAGCCACAGAAAGUCUUCCACCAUCCCAUUUCAGUUCAAUGCGUCAAUCUAUGGUACCUGCCACACCCUUCGGCUCACUUGACCGAACUACAUCUCUGAAAUCUCCACCUCCCUCAGAGCCAGCUACACGAAGGGCUACACCAGAAGCCACAGAAAGUCUUCCACCAUCUCAUUUUGGUUCAGUGCGUCAAUCUAUGAUAGCUGCCACACCUUUUGGCUCACUUGACCUAACUACAUCUGUGAAAUCUCCACCUUCCUCAGCCCCAGAUUCACGUAGGGCUACACCAGAAAUUCUAGAAAGUCAAGCCAUGGAAGAUGCCCCGCUUUCAACACUCACUAAAUCUAUUCAAUUCCCUUCUAUUUCAGGCAUGGUUAUGCCAGAAAAUCAGCCUAUGGAAGAUACCACACCUGCAGGCAUACUUGCACUAACCAAGGGUAUACAAUUUCCUUCUAUAUCAAGCAGAGGUGCAUCAGCCGAAAUCCCAGAGAGUCUUCCACCUUCCCAUUAUAGUUCAAUGCGUCCACCUAUGAUAGAUGCCACACCUUAUAGCUCAUUUGACCGAACUAUAUCGGUAAAAUCUCCACCUCCCUCAGUCCCAGCUACACGAAGGGCUACACCAGAACCCACAGAAAGUCUUCCACCAUCCCAUUUCAGUUCAAUGCGUCAGUCUAUGAUACCUGCCACACCUUUUGGCUCACUUGAUCGAACUAUGAAAUCUCCACCUCCCUCAGUCCCGGCUACACGAAGGGCUACACCAGAACCCACAGAAAGUCUUCCACCAUCCCAUUUCAGUUCAAUACGUCAAUCUAUGGUACCUGCCACACCUUAUAUGUCAUUUGAUCGAACUGUGAAAUCUCCACCUCCCUCAGUCCCGUCUACACGAAGGGCUACGCCAGAACCCACAGAAAGUCUUCCAGCAUCCCAUUUCAGUUCAAUGCGUCAAUCUAUGGUACCUGCCACACCUUAUAUGUCAUUUGAUCGAACUGUGAAAUCUCCACCUCCCUCAGUCCCAGCUACACGAAGGGCUACACCAGAACCCACAGAAAGUCUUCCACCAUCCCAUUUCGGUUCAAUGCGUCAAUCUAUGGUACCUGCCACACCUUUCGGCUCACUUGAUCGAACUGUGAAAUCUCCACCUCCCUCAGUCCCAGCUACACGAAGGGCUACACCAGAAGCCACAGAAAGUCUUUCACCAUCCCAUUUCGGUUCAGUGCGUCAAUCUAUGAUAGCUGCCAUGCCUUUUGGCUCACUUGAUGUGACUACAUCUGUGAAAUCUCCACCUUCUUCAAUCCCAGGCACGCCUAUGCCCAUGGAAGUCCCAGAAAAUCAGCCUAUGGAAGAUACCAUACCUGCAAGCCUACUUGCGCUGCCCAAGGGUAUCCAGUUUUCUUCUAUGUCAAGCAGAGGUGCAUCAGCUGAAAUUCCAGAGAUUCUUCCACCAUCCCAUUAUAGUUCAAUGCGUCAAACUCUUAUAGAUGCUACACCUUAUGGCUCAUUUGAUGUAACUACAUCUGUGAAAUCGCCACCUCCCUCAGAGCCAGCUACACGAAGGGCCACACCAGAAGCCACAGAAAAUCUUUCACCAUCCCAUUAUGGUUCAAUGCGUCAAUCUAUGAUAGCUGCUACACCUUAUAGCUCAUUUGACCGAACUACAUCUGUGAAAUCUCCACUUUCCUCUGUCCCAGCUACACGAAGAGUCACACCAGAAGUCACAGAAAAUUUUCCUCCUUCCCAUUUUAGUUCAGUGCGUCAGUCUAUGAUAGCGGCCACACCUUAUAGCUCAUUUGAUCGAACUGUGAAAUCUCCACCUCCCUCACUCCCGGCUACACGAAGGGCUACACCAGAAGCCACAGAAAAUCUUCCUCCAUCCCAUUUCGGUUCAGUACGUCAAUCUAUGAUAGCUGCCACGCCUUUUGGCUCACUUGACCUGACUACAUCUGUGAAAUCUCCACCUUCCUCCGUUCCAGGUUCACGUAGGGCUACACCAGAUAUUCCAGAAGAUCAAGUCAUGGAAGAUGUCGCACUUGCAGAUCUUCUUGCACUGACUAAAUCUGUUCAAUUUCCUUCUAUCUCAGGCAUGCCCACAGAAAUCCCAGAAAAUCAACCUCUGGAAGACACCACGGGCAUACUUACCCUGAGCAAGGGUAUACAAUUUCCUUCUUUAUCAAGCAGAGGUGCAUCCGAAAUCUCAGAAAGUCUUGCACCAUCCAAUUUCAGUUCAGUGCGUCAAUCAAUGGUAGAUGCCACACCUUAUGGCUUACUUAACCUGAUUACAUCUGUGAACUCUCCAUCUUCCUCUGUCCCAGCUACAAGAAGAACUACAGCAGUCUCAGAAAAUCUUCCACCAUCCCAUUUUGGUUCAGUACGUCAAACUAUGAUAGAUGCCACACCUUUUGGUUCAGUUGACCUAUCUAGAUCUAUGAAAUCUCCACUUUCUUCUGUCCCAGCUACACGAAGGGCUACACCAGAAGUCACAGAAAAUUUUCCUCCAUCCCAUUUUGGUUCAAUGCGUCAACCUAUGGCAGAUACCACACAUUUUGGUCCAGUUGACCUAAUAAUAGCAGUGCAAUCUCCAUCUUCAUCUGUCCUAACUACACAAGGGUUUAUAGCAACUGAAGUUCCAGAAAAUCAAUUCAUGGAAGAUUCCAUAAUGUCAGGCCGCCGUGCAUUGAGCAAAGCUAUUCAAUUUCCUUCCAUCUCAGGCCCAACUACACCAAUAGACGUCUCCGAAAAUCAAUCCACUGAAGAUGUCACACUUUCAGGCCCUCUUGUACGGUCCAAAUCUGUGCAAUUUCCUUCUAUCUCAGGCACAGCUACACCUACAGAAGUCCCAGAAAAUCAUCUUCUACCCAAUUUCAGUUCAAUACCACAAUCUAUGGAAGAUGCCACACCUUUCGACUUAUUUAACGUGACUUCAUCUGUGCAAUCUCCACGUUCCUCUGCCCCAGUUCCACGAAGAUCUACUACACCAACAGAAUUCAGAGAAAAUCGUCAUCUAUCCACUUUCGGUUCAGUGAAUGUGAACACAGAAGAAGCUCCAUCUAUCUUGCUUCCAUUGCAUCCAACAGAAUCCAGGGAGCUUUCUGACUCUGGCACUGGUCUACCAAAAGAAGAAACAGAAAUACCUAUCAUCCCUGAACCUAUUUCAUUCCACUUUCAUCAAGGAAAUCUAUUCCAAAUCUCUCAAACACUGACGUUUUUUCGGUCAUCAAGUCCACCCAGUUUUCUACUCUCCUCUGGGCAAAGUUCACCAGUCAUAUUCACACAAGAAAUUUCACCUUUCUGAGUUCCAGUGGUAAAAGAAACUGGUAAAAGAAACCACAGAUAUUGCUACUUUUUCUGAAACAAAUUUAACAAGAGGUAUUCCACAAAUUCUAACAUGUUUUUACAAUUACCAAGUCCACAUAAGUUCCUUAAUCUCAAGAUUAUCAACUGUAUGCAAAGAAGUCAUGUCUUUCCCAGGUUCAUUUGUAUCAAGAGAAUCUGUUCAACUUCCUUCAUACUUUGUCACUAUUUUAGUCAAGUCCACUCAAUUCUUUUCCUUCUCUGACUUGAACUCAGGAAGCAUAGACACAAGAAAUUCCAUCUUUCCAAGUCCCAUGCUCCUGCUUUCUCUGAAACAAAUUUAUCCAGUUAAGUUUUACAAGUUUCCUCUCCUUACUGUGCUUUUGCAGUGACCAAGUACAUACAAAUUCUUUCUUUUUCUGACCCAGGUUCAUUAGUUGAAUGCACAAAAGUUAUUUUUUUUUCAGGUCCACUUACAUCAAGGGGAUUCCUAGAACAUUCCUUUCCCUUAUGUUAUUUCAGUCAACAAAAGUCCACCCAAUUUCCUACUUUCUCUGACUCAGUUUUGUGAAGCACAACACAUAAGAACUUACAUCUUUCCAAGUUACAGAUUCUCCAAAUGAACAUCUAUGUUCCUGAUUUCUCUGAAACAAAUUCAUCAAGAAUCACUCCCCAGAUACCCUCUUAUCUAUCAUGCUAUUAAAUCUGCACAAGUUUCUUCUCAUUCAUCAGUAGCAUGAGAAGAAGUUAUGUCUUUUCCAAGACCACUUUGAUGAAGGAAAUCCAUAGGCCACCACAAAUUACCUUCUUUCUCUGACCCAAAUUCAUUGAAUGUGAACAAAGAAGAAAUUACAUAUUUUUGUUUCCAUUUUGUUCAAUAGAAUCCAAGCAAUUUUCUGAUUUUCCUGACAAAAGUUUACCAAGAGAAGACAUGCAAAUGCCUGAAAUCCUUGGACCUAUUUCAGUGAACAAAUGCAGUUUCUUGAUUUAACUGAUGAACAUUUACCAAAAGAAACUGUACAAGCUGUAUCUUCCAUGUAAAAUGACACAAGUUCUUUCUUUCACUGAUCCAAGUUUACUACCUGUAUUCCUAGAAGUUUUGUCUUUCUCAGGUUCAUUUUUAUCAUGAGAAUCCAUACAAUAUCCCUCAAACAUUGAUAUUAUUUCAGUUUCUAAGUCCACUCAGUUUCCUACUUUUUCUGACCCAACUUUAUGUAUGGGUCAUAUGUAUGCAUAUGUAUACAAAAUGUUCUAACCUUCCACAUUUAAGAAUUUUUCAAAAGAAUCCAUGCAUGUUUCUAUUUUCUCCAAAAUUCAUCAGGAAAAGCUGCAGAAGUUUCCUCUAUCAUCUCUUACAGUGACUAAAUCCACACAAGUUCCUUUCUUCUCUCACACAAGUUCAUCAACAGUAUAUGUAGAAGAAGUCAUGUCUUUCCUAGAUCUGCUUUCUUCAAAGGAAUCAAAAAACAUCCUUCAAUAUUUCACAUUCAAAUUUUCUCUAUCCUUGGACCUAAGCAAAUGCACAGUUUUGUCACUAUUCUGAUAAAAGUUUACCAACAAACUUUAUAUAUUCCCUCUACCUAUCUUGCUGUCACAGUGAGCAAAUUUAUACAACCUACUUCUCUGAUGCAAGUUCAAAAUCUAGUUAUAAUUUCCAGGUCUAUUUUUGUCAACUGAAUCCAUAUGAUGUCUCUCAAACUUGGGUGGUAUAUCAGGAAGUUCACCCAAUUUCCUUCUUCCUCUGACCUAAUUUCAUUGAAUGUGAAUAAAGGAUGAUUUCUAUGGCAAUUUCAUCAAAAGAAUCCAUAUAAGAUCCUGAUAUCUCUGAUAUUAAUUCAUCAAAAAAUAUAUACAAAUUUCUUCUACCAACAAUAUUAUGAACAAAUCCCGCAUAAAUUUUUUCCAUCUCUGAAGUUCAUCGUAAUAUGCAUAGAAUUUCCAACUUCCCCUGGACCUUUAUCAUCCAAAGAAUACCUACUGGUUCCAUCUGCUAUGGACUCUGUUUCAAUGAGUAAAUAUAUUCUCUUUGUCUGACCCAAAUAUACUGAAUAUAUUUGUAAAAGACAUUCUAACUUUUAGAUCAACUUUAUCAACAGAAUACAAGUUGCUGAUAUCUGACAUGUUCAAGAAAAGUUAUACAACUUCCUUCUACUUACUACACUAUUUCUAUAAGCAAAUCCACUUAAGUUCCUGAUCUCUCUGAUCCAGCUUUAUUAACUAUCUGCUCAGAAGUAAUGUCUUUCCCAGAUCUUUCAUCAAAAGAAUAUAUGCAAGGUCCUUAUUUGUGAAACACAAGUUCACCAAGAGAAAUUACACAUCCUUUUCCUUUUGAGACAAUUUCAAUGAAUAAGAGUACACGAUGUUUUUUUUCCCUCUGACCUAACACAUGUGCAUAGAAGAAAUUCUACCUUUCCCAUGUUCGGUUCCAUGGAAAGAUUCUAUACAAUCCUGUUUUCUCUGAUGCCCGUUUACCCAGUUUAUCCAGGGUGUUCUACAACAUACCACUUACUCUCUAUUUCUGUGAGCAAGUCAAUAUGAGAAGUUUGCUAUUUGCCUAAGAAGUUCAAUUAUAUGCAAAAAAAAAGUUUCCUUUUUCAAUUUCAAAUUUAUCAAGAGAAUCUAUACAAAUUCCUGAUGGCCUCUAUUACAAGUUUGCUAAGAGAACUGGUUUAAGGUCCCUUUACAUCUAGCAUUGUUCCAACAGGAAAUUCUGUGCAAGUUACCAUUUCUGCGGAAUCAUGUACAUUCAACAAAUCUAACCAAUUUCCUCCUUUCUCUGGCCUAAGUUCAGUGAGAAAAUCGAUGCAAGUUCCUUCUUUCUCUGACCCACAUUCAUCAAGCAAGUGUAUAGAAAUUCUGCCUUUCUCAGGUCCAGUUUCAUCAAAGAAAUUCAAUUAAUUUAUUUCAGCAAAGGAAGAUCACCAAAAAAAAUUGAAUCAUACAAAUUCUCUCUCUGAUGAGCAGUUCCUCCUCGAUUAUAUGCAUCCAAUGGAUUUCAACAAAUUUCAUCUUCCUCAAGCCUUUCAGUGAGCAAAUCUACAGCUGCCUUUUCCUUUGAUUCAAGUUCUACAAGAAAAUGCAAAGGAUUCUAUUUCAUCCAAUUUCAUCAAAAGAACCCACACAUCAAAAGAUUCCAGAAUUCUGAGACAAAUUUGCGAAGAGAAUCUUUAAGAUUUACCUUCCUGUACUGACAUUAUUUUACAAGGUGGGGAUCUUCAAGUUCUUCCUCCUUCUGUCUACAUAUGUUAUAUAAGCCUGUCCAACUUUAGUCUCCUCUUUCUCUAAUUUCAGCUGGCAAAUUCAUACAAGUUUCUUCUCUGCCUCAAGUUCAUCAAGUGACCAUAUGCAAUUUUCAUCUUCCUUAGGCCAGGUUCAAGAGAAUCCUUACAAAAAACCUUUUAUCACUAGCUCAAGUUGACCAAGAGAAACCAUACUAAUUCCCUCUACUUUUAAUCUCAAUUUCAGAGAGCCAAUCCAUACAAAAUUUUUUCUUCCUCUUACCCAAGUACAUUAAGUGAAUCUAUCCUCCCUAAGACCAGGUUGAAGAAAAUCUCCAUAAAUUUUAUCUCCAGUUUAAUUUCAACAAGAGAACUUGCACCAAUUCUCUAUGACUUCAGAAAAUUUCAGAAAACAAAUCCGUACAAGUUUCUUAUUCCCAUAAUCUAAAUAGAUACCUCCAGUUUCCCUCUUUCUCUGGACUAUUUUUGUGAGCAAAUCCAUAAAAGUUUCUUCUUUUUCUGACCAAAGUUUAUCCAAAUGAACACACAAUUUCCAUCUUCCUUAGGGUCAGCAUUAAGAAAACUCAUAAAAAUGAUUUCUCUCUCCAGCUCAAGUCUACCAAGAAAACCCUGGCCAGCUCCCUCUAACUAUGGUACAAUUUCAUACAGCAAAUCUACAAAAGUUUUGUUGUUGUUGUUGUUCUCUAUCCAAAGUCGUCAUUCAACACACAGGAUUUCCAUCUUCCUUAAUGUCAGUAUCAAGACAAUCCAUGCAAAGUUCUACCUGCACCUUAAUUGCACAAAGAGAAUUUAUACCUCAAAACCUAAAACAAUGAAGGGGGCAAAUUUGUUCAAGUUCAUCCUUUUGCCACUCCUAAGUUCAAAAAGCAAAUCCAUCCAAAUUUCAUCUUUUGGUGGCUUAAUUUUAGCAAAAAUCCAUAUGCAAAUUCCUUUGUUUGACCAAAGUCCAUCCAGUUAUUCCAUAACUAGCAGCCAUUCAGAAAGAUUCCUUGUAAGUUCCUCUUCCUCAGAGUCAAGUUUACCAAGAAAAUUCAUAUAAAGUGUCUGCUUUCUCCAGAUCAAGUUCAACAAAAGAAUCCAUGGAAUUUAUCUCUUUCUCCAGGCCAUUUGAGGAAGCACAUUCCUGUCAAUUCUGUCUUUAGCCCCAGUUUACCUUGUAGAUGUAGAGAAGUUUUAUUCUUCAAGCCUGAGUGAAGAAAUUCCAUGCAGGUUCUGAUUUUCUCUAGAUCAAGAUCAAUCAGAAAAUCUCUUCAAGUCCUCACCUUCUCCUGCCCAAACUCAAAAAAUGUAUUGAAGUUGUAUGUUUUUCCAAAAUCAGCUCAAUGAAAAAAAUCAUUCCCCAAGAAAGGACUGCCCCACAUUUCUUCCUCAUGUAAUCCUUUCUUCCAAGCCACCUCUCCAAGAAAUCUAUCCUGAUCUUUCCAAUUAGAAAUGCUCCCUCCCUUCUCCUUAAAUCUCUGGUAUUCUUUUGGGACAUAUAUGAAUUAGCCAUGGCCGCCUCAAUUAUUUGCAAGGGUAAUUUAAAUUGGCUUAAAGUAAGGUGACAAACAGUAACAUAGCUGGAGAUACUGACUCAUGAAAACCUGAGAUUUUUUUCACCCAAGUCUUUCAGCUAGAUUGCAAAUUGUUGGGGGUGGAUUUGCAAGGGUGAUAUAAAAUUGGCUUAAAGUAAGGUGGCAAACAGUAACAUAGUUGGAGGUACCGACUCAUGAAGACCUGAGACUUUUUUCACCCAACAAGUCUUUCAGCUAGAUUGCAAAUUAGUGGGGGUGAGGAAAAGGAAGAGAUAAGUGUGUAUUCUUCCUACACCAUUAAUAAGAUUUAUGUGGUACAAAAUCAAUGGCUUAUAUCUCAAUAAAAACUAAGAUCAAUCAUAUAAAA
Antechinus flavipes (yellow-footed antechinus) is the source of this 11527-nucleotide messenger RNA. RefSeq lists its product as uncharacterized. The transcript has 9 exons. The coding region runs from base 52 to 6408 and encodes 2118 amino acids. NCBI's taxonomy places the organism in Eukaryota, Metazoa, Chordata, Mammalia, Dasyuromorphia, Dasyuridae. The record is from RefSeq and is a predicted model, not a curated record. Gene Ontology annotation, cellular component: plasma membrane. Gene Ontology annotation, biological process: cell surface receptor signaling pathway.